Messenger RNA from Alosa alosa (allis shad), 2877 nucleotides. RefSeq names its product protein kinase C zeta type-like. The record is from RefSeq and is a predicted model, not a curated record. Lineage: Eukaryota; Metazoa; Chordata; Actinopteri; Clupeiformes; Clupeidae. Bases 587 to 2314 code for a protein of 575 amino acids. Gene Ontology annotation, molecular function: protein serine/threonine kinase activity; ATP binding; protein binding. Gene Ontology annotation, biological process: protein phosphorylation. The transcript has 18 exons.
UUAGGCCGGUAGGGGGAUGAACCUACGCUACUCACGUCUGGAACUGAUGUCGCAAGAAAUGGACCGAAAAAGAACGGAUCUGCAUGUGCUUACUACUUUUCCAAGGGACUUAUAUGCGACACUGCAUCGACAUUUGACAUGUUUUUGACAUAUUCGAUUUGGAAAUCACUUAAAUGUUUCAGUCUACUCUAAACCAUGCUGCAACUUUGUAGCGGCGCUCUGUCCCCGCUCGACAACAGGUGGAUUCUGACCAGGCCAAUCCAGACCUGGAAGUAACCCGUCUUAUCGUCGCUUUCUCCGCCCCGUUACCAUAGCAAGCCCAGCGAGGGUGAGACUGGGAAACAAGCUGCCAAGGUGUGGAUGGAUUUCCGAAAAAGCCGUGGAACAUUGCCGAUCAACUUUACUGGGCAAAUGUGUGUCUGCUUUGACAAAGUGAAACACUGAAGAACAGCCUAUUGCUGACUUUGUCGUGUUGUGGGUUCAUCUCUUGACGGAGUAUCGAUCCUCGCUUCGACAACUUUAAAGUUUCGAACGGAAACAUUAAUACAAUUUUUAAGACUGUAAAUGCUACCCGUUCUGGAUUAUAAUGCCUACGAGUAACGGAUCAGUGAUGGACUUGCACACGGAAUACGUGAAAAUUAAAGCGCAUUACGCCGGGGACAUGCUGAUCUCUGAUCUGGAGGCCAGUCUGACGUACCCUGAGCUGUGUGACGAGGUCCGAGAGAUCUGCAGUCUGCAUCAGCAGCAACCCAUCACACUCAAAUGGAUUGACGAUGAAGGUGACCCGUGCACCAUUUCGUCCCAGAUGGAGCUGGAGGAGGCGUUCCGUCUCUAUGGCCGCAACAGGAAGUCUGGCCUCCUCCUCCAUGUGUUCCCCAGUAUCCCAGAGAAGCCAGGCAUGCCUUGCCCAGGAGAGGACAAAUCCAUUUAUCGGCGCGGGGCCAGAAGAUGGCGCAAACUCUACCGCGUCAACGGACAUCUCUUCCAGGCCAAGCGCUUUAACAGGAAAGCGUACUGUGGCCACUGCAGUGAAAGGAUAUGGGGCCUGGGGAGGCAGGGCUACAAGUGUAUCAACUGCAAACUACUGGUUCAUAAGCGCUGUCACAAACUCGUCCCUCUGACCUGUCAAAGGCAUAUGGAUCCAGUCAUGCCCUCCCAGGAACCCGUGGCUGACGAGCGGAGUGAGGAAAUAGGGCGCCCCCCAGAGGACUCACAGGACACAGACGGAAUCUUCUUGCCACACAACCGAACAGUGGACCAGACUGAAGACGACUCAGAGGAGCUGAAGGCAGUGGUAGAUGGUAUUGAUGGAGUGAAGAUCUCAGAGGGUCUGGGUCUGGGAGACUUCGACCUGAUCCGGGUCAUCGGACGUGGCUCCUACGCCAAAGUGCUGCUAGUCCGCCUCAAGAAAAAUGACCAAAUCUACGCCAUGAAGGUGGUCAAGAAGGAGCUGGUCCAUGAUGAUGAGGACAUAGACUGGGUCCAGACAGAGAAACAUGUGUUUAAGCAGGCCUCCACCAACCCUUUCCUGGUCGGCCUUCACUCCUGCUUUCAGACAGAGAGCCGGCUUUUCUUGGUGAUAGAGUAUGUUAAUGGAGGAGACCUCAUGUUUCAUAUGCAGCGGCAGAGGAAACUUCCAGAAGAACACGCAAGGUUCUAUGCUGCGGAGAUCUGCAUCGCCCUCAACUUCCUGCAUGAGAAGGGCAUCAUCUAUAGGGACCUGAAGCUGGACAACGUCCUCCUGGACCAUGAAGGACACAUCAAGCUCACUGACUACGGCAUGUGCAAGGAGGGGAUCCGACCUGGAGACACCACAAGCACCUUUUGUGGAACCCCCAACUACAUCGCCCCUGAGAUCCUGAGAGGAGAGGACUAUGAACCAAACUCUCUCUCUCUCUCUCUCUCUCUCCCUCUUCUCUUUCUCUGUAUGUCUUAUUUAGUUAUUCUGGAGAAACCUAUUCGGAUCCCAAGGUCCUUGUCAGUUAAGGCUGCAAGCGUUCUGAAAGGCUUUUUAAAUAAGGACCCAAAGGAGCGGCUGGGUUGCCAGGUGCAGACGGGAUUCACCGACAUCAAGUCGCACACGUUUUUCCGCAGCAUCGACUGGGAGCAGCUGGAGAAGAAGGAGGUGACUCCGCCCUUCAAGCCUCAGAUCACAGAUGACUACGGGCUGGACAACUUCGACACGCAGUUCACCAACGAACCUGUGCAGCUCACGCCAGAUGACCCGGAUGUGAUCAAGAGGAUAGACCAGUCUGAAUUUGAGGGUUUCGAGUACAUCAAUCCCCUGCUGCUGUCUACAGAAGAGACUGUAUGAGGGUUCUCCCUCUCUCACACUCACACACACACACACACACACACACACACACACACACACACACACACACAGAGGACCUCAGCAGCACACAGACGCACUAACUCUAACUUUGGGAUGUGAGAGGCAUGAGACAGGAUGGGAAGAGGACAGCGCGCGGCAGGAAGAAGACACGAGACGGAACGAGACGAGGCGUCCCCCUGCUGUCCUCUGGUGGAGUCUAGCACCGAAGACCCAUCUCUGCGUCGCUCGAUUCUGGGGCACGACUGGUAGAGGAGUCACUCUCACAGGCGCCCCCUUUCUCUCCUCCUCCUGAUGGGACUAAGACACGCACACACACACACACACACACACACACACACACACACACACACACACACACACACACACACACACACACACACCUUAAUCUCUGUUGUUGAUAGUCUUCCUCAUCCUCAGCAUCUCUGUCUCUUUCUUUCCUCUUGUUUUAUCUCAUUGUUUUAACUUGUUUUAUUUGAAUUAUUUUUUAUCUGUUGUAUGUCUGUAUUUGUGUAUAGGUCUUUACAUGUGUGCAUGCAUGAGUG